CACUUGUGGUGAGCAAUCUUGCUAAUACAAUUACAGAAAGCAGCAUAGUUUCUUUGUGGUUCAUGCCGGUGAAUAUCCUUCUCACAUUUAUCAUUGGUUCAGCACUAGGGUGGAUACUUGUAAAAGCCACUAAAACACCUCGACAUUUGCUAGGACUUGUAAUUGGUUGCUGUGCUGCAGGAAAUUUGGGGAACUUGCUUCUUAUUAUUAUCCCAGCAGUCUGCGAGGAGAAAAAUAGUCCAUUUGGAGAUUCAUCUACUUGCUCCACAAAUGGAGAGGCAUAUGCAUCCCUUUCAAUGGCGAUAGGGGCUGUUUACAUUUGGUCUUAUGUAUACAACAUUAUGCGGGCAAAAGGAAGCAAUAACAAUGGCUCUGCAGUUAGCAUAAAGCAUUCUAAUGAAACCUCAGAAUCAUUCUUAGAGUGUUGCACUGAAGAAUUAUUGCCAAAUGAUUUCCCAUCCUCCAAGGGAUAUGAAUCACAAGUUGAGAUAUCUUUCAUUGGACCUGAACAUAAAACGAAGGUGCCAAUUACCAAGAUGAUUAGCCAGCGGGUGAAAAAUUUGGCAGCAGAGGUCAACUUAAAGAUGUUGUUUGCACCCUCUACCAUUGCAACGAUUGUUGGGCUUAUCAUUGGAGUAGUCUCUCCAAUACGAAAGCUAAUGAUUGGUGAUGGUGCUCCUCUUCGUGUGAUGGAGAGUUCUGCAUCUAUUCUGGGGGAGGCAGCAAUCCCAUCCAUGACACUGAUUGUGGGAGCAAACUUACUUAAGGGUUUAAGGAGCUCAGGGUUGAACAUGUGGCUCAUUAUAGGGAUUUUAGUAGUUCGAUAUAUUGCUUUGCCUCUAUUGGGUGUUGCUGUCGUUAAAGCAGCAUACCAUUUUGGGUUGGUGGGAACAGAUCCAUUGUAUCAGUUUGUUCUCAUGCUUCAAUAUGCACUUCCUUCUGCAAUGGCCAUUGGUAAGAUUAUUUUUCCCAAUGAUUCAGAACACUCCUCAAUCGACAACAACCACCGAUAAGAUUUGUUUGCUGUUUUCUUAGAAGCUAGACUUUUAAUAUUUUCAAAAUCACUGCAGUAUCAAUUUCAUGCUUACUAAUAAAGUUAAAGAGAACACAUCUCACAAAUUCAAAUUUCCAAAGCCCAAGUAGCCUUAGUCACAUUACCGAUCUGAUUUUUGUUUUAGCUUGCUUAAUUAUUUCUGCAAUUUUGGCAGGUACCAUUACCCAGUUGUUUGAGGUUGGUGAGAGUGAAUGCUCUGUUAUCAUGCUAUGGAUUUAUGCUGUGGCAUCGCUCUCUCUCACACUCUGGGCAACCUACUUUAUGUGGCUGGUGUCUUGAUUUUUUAUUUUUUCAUAUAUACACACAUAACACCUAUAAAUACAUAUGCGCAAUAUAUAUAUAGCUGGAGUGUGUGUAUGCGUGUGCUUGUGUUGAAGUAUGUGUACGUGUGUGCAGCUAUAUUGUGGAGUGUGAGUUGAGUUUGUGAAAUUUGGGACGAAAAUAUACUCAUAAACUCAAAAAUUUAGCUGAUUUAUUUUAUAUACAUAUAUAUAUACCGAAAUGUUUCCAUCCA
This is a messenger RNA of Ilex paraguariensis (yerba mate), 1568 nucleotides long. The record is from the annotation of a GenBank genome assembly. Lineage: Eukaryota; Viridiplantae; Streptophyta; Magnoliopsida; Aquifoliales; Aquifoliaceae.